Messenger RNA from Aspergillus glaucus CBS 516.65, 1380 nucleotides. Its product is annotated as TDT family transporter. Gene Ontology annotation, molecular function: sulfite transmembrane transporter activity. Gene Ontology annotation, cellular component: plasma membrane. Lineage: Eukaryota; Fungi; Ascomycota; Eurotiomycetes; Eurotiales; Aspergillaceae. Gene Ontology annotation, biological process: sulfite transmembrane transport; transmembrane transport. The record is from RefSeq and is a predicted model, not a curated record. The coding region runs from base 86 to 1303 and encodes 405 amino acids. The transcript is spliced from 5 exons.
UAAAGAUUACCCUCUUUGGAAGAAUUUCGUCUCAGGAAUUUUCAGGAAUGUGAUUCAUGAUCCGACGCGAUUCUGCUGAAAGACCAUGGAUUCGAAUACACAUCACCGGAAUAAUGAAGCACCCAGCAGACAGAGAAGUAAACAUGACAGUGUAUGGCGCAAUAUUAUUCGGAAUUUCACUCCUGGGUGGUUUUCGGUUAAUAUGGGCACAGGGAUCGUCUCUAUUUUGCUCAACACCCUCCCCUAUAAUGGAGAGUGGCUCUAUUGGAUUUCCGUAGUAGUCUUUGCAUUCAAUGUGUUGAUUUUCGUGAUAUUCCUCUUUUUAUCGAUCCUGAGAUAUGCGUUCUAUCCAGAGAUCUUCCCGGUGAUGGUCACCCAUCCGACCCAGUCACUGACCUUGGGCACAUUCCCCAUGGGACUGGCAACUAUUAUCAAUAUGAUUUGCUUUGUCUGUGUCCCAUCUUGGGGGCCAUGGGCAAGUUAUCUUGCCUGGGGCUUGUGGAUGGCGAACGUUGUCUUUUCCGUCGCGACGUGUUUUGCACUAUUGUUUAUCAUGACGACGAGUGAAGGGGGGGUUCUGUUAUCCUCCGCAAGUGCAACAUGGUUGCUUCCGAUUGUCUCGUGUGUUGUCACAUCGGCAUCUGGCUCGGUUGUAGCUGAGGUGCUCCCGGAUCCACAAUAUGCUCUUGGGACCAUAGUUGCGAGUUAUGUGGUAUGGGGGAUUGGCGUUCCGAUGGCAUUGAUGAUGACGGUGAUUUAUCUUUUGCGGUUGAUGCUGUAUAAGCUGCCGCCCAAAGUAGCUAUUGCCAGCACGUUCUUGCCAAUAGGACCUCUAGGUCAGGGAGGAUAUGGAAUCCAAAAACUCGGACAAGCAGCAAAGAUGGUCUUCCCACAAACCGGGACGUUGCAGCCAGGAACAGGCGACAUUCUGUAUGAUGUUGGAUUUCUCGUUGGGCUGAUAUUCUGGGGCUUCGGGCUCGUAUGGCUUUUCUUCGCGGUAGCAACUGUCCUGCGAGUGCGCAGGUUCUCGUUCAACCUGGGCUGGUGGUCAUUUGUGUUUCCUCUUGGGGUUUAUGCGACCUGUACAAACCAGCUGGGUCAGGAUAUGCCUUCGCGGUUUUUCAGGGUUCUAGGAACGAUUCUCUCUCUAAGUGUUGUUAUAUCGUGGAUCGUGGUGUCGUAUUUCACUGCCAGAGGAGUCUACAAACAGAAUUUGUUUGUAGAUCCCUGUCUGACGGUUUCGCAUGAGAAACAACAAAGGAAGCUAGAGCAGCAGCAUCGCGACAGACAUAGCUAUCCUUGAGUAUACAAUAAUGUAUAAUAAUGUCAAGUCUAUACACGUGACUUUGAUACCAAGAUUGAUAGCUGAGUCAAGAGCGG